UUGGCUCGUAUAAAUACAGCAGACUUUGAUUUGUGUGGUGAAAGAAAAGAACUAAGAAGCUGAAAAACAAGAGAGAGAAAAAGAAUAGCACACUCAACCAUAGUUAUCUAGAACCAAAUCAUGUCUCACAUAGCCGUCGAGAGGAACAGGAGAAGACAGAUGAAUGAACAUCUCAAAGUUUUAAGAUCUUUGACCCCAUGUUUCUAUAUCAAAAGGGGAGAUCAAGCAUCUAUAAUAGGGGGUGUUAUAGAAUUCAUCAAGGAGCUACACCAAGUUCUUCAAGCUUUGGAGUCCCAGAAAAGAAGAAAGAGUUUGAGCCCUAGCCCUGGCCCGAGCCCACGAACACUUCAGCCAAUGUUUCAUCAACUUGAUAGCCCCUCCAUGAUUGGGACCAAUUCUUUCAAGGAACUAGGAGCAAGCUGCAACUCUCCUGUUGCGGAUGUUGAAGUGAAAAUCUCGGGUUCAUAUGUGAUCUUGAAAGUCAUUUGCCACAGAAUUCCAGGUCAAGUUGCAAAGAUCAUAACUGUUUUGGAGAGUCUUUCGUUUGAAGUUCUUCAUCUGAAUAUCAGCAGCAUGGAGGAGACUGUCCUUUACCAAUUUGUUGUCAAGAUAGAGCUGGGAUGCCAACUAAGUCUGGAGGAACUAGCAAUGGAAGUGCAACAAAGCUUCUGCUUAGAUGCUAUAAUUGCGCUGUGAAGAUGUAGUAUUUCUAAAGAGACCCAAUUUCGAAUCGUUUGUUAAUAAAAGAAUGGCAUGUGAUAGACAUGCAUAAAAACUAUUUCUUCAGUAAUUACUUGCUACAAACUAGGCUUAUUAUAUCAUUACUGUUGUCAUAAACUUGAUGACAAGGAAAAUAUGCUGUUGCUUAAUAUUUGGUAAAACACAUGCAUUAUCUUUGCCCAUAAAGAUGGUUCUAAACGCUCUCAUUAAUUCAUGGAGGCCAACAGAAGGUAAGUUGAUUAUGUUA
This is a messenger RNA of Glycine soja, 967 nucleotides long. Its product is annotated as transcription factor MUTE-like. Gene Ontology annotation, molecular function: DNA-binding transcription factor activity; protein dimerization activity. Bases 121 to 696 code for a protein of 191 amino acids. Lineage: Eukaryota; Viridiplantae; Streptophyta; Magnoliopsida; Fabales; Fabaceae. The record is from RefSeq and is a predicted model, not a curated record. Gene Ontology annotation, cellular component: nucleus. The transcript is spliced from 3 exons. Gene Ontology annotation, biological process: guard cell differentiation; positive regulation of DNA-templated transcription; stomatal complex development.